Molecule: messenger RNA, 1827 nt
Organism: Parastagonospora nodorum SN15
Lineage: Eukaryota; Fungi; Ascomycota; Dothideomycetes; Pleosporales; Phaeosphaeriaceae
Exons: 3
Coding region: 1-1827 (608 amino acids)
Biological process (GO): phosphorylation; phosphorelay signal transduction system
Molecular function (GO): phosphorelay sensor kinase activity
Source: RefSeq, a predicted model, not a curated record
AUGGAGAUGAGUGAUGUUGGCGUCUUCGAGUAUAACACAGAAGGCAAACUUCUUCAUGCAAACGAGGCAUGGUACAAGUUGAGUUCACAUCCGAGAGAUCUUCCUGCUCAUGUCAACUUCUCGUUCAUGGACCUUGUACAUCCAGAAGACCAGUCCCUGGUCUUGAGCAUGUGGAACAAGCUAGCUCAGGGUAUUCCAGUGACCUUCGAGAUGAGAUGGAAGUCACACGGCUACGUGCUCUCUGCGUGUGUCCCUAUAUUUGACGAAGAUAACGUGCUUAUUAGUAUUGCUGGCAAUACUAUUGAUAUUGCCGAUCAGAAGAAGACGCAGGAGGCAAUACAAGCUCGGGUCGAGGCACUCGAACAGGCAAGGGUUUCAGAGAUGAAACUUACAAGAUUGCAACACCGUCGUGUACAAGAAGCACUUGAAGCGAAACGACAACAGGAAAACUUCAUUGACAUGACCUCCCAUGAGCUUCGUAAUCCGCUCUCUGCCGUUGUUCAGUGCGCUGAACUGGUCAUUGCUGAACUACAGCGAUUACUCAUCAAGCCCUCGAAAGCCACUGGCGACAUACUUGAUCCGAGUGUCGUCCAAGAAGACUUGAGCUCGAGUCUUGACGCACUACAAACCAUUGUGUCGUGUUCCAUGCACCAGAAGCGGGUUAUUGAUGAUGUACUCACGCUUUCGAAGCUAGAUUCGGACCUCAUCAUCAUCACGCCAGUCCGCGUCCGGCCCACUGUGGUAGUGUCGGAUGCUAUCAAAAUGUUCGUGGUCGAAUGUCAGCAAAUGGACAUACAACUCGGAUUUGUUGAGGACGAAAGCAUUAAGCAGGUUGAGUGGGUCAUGCUUGACCCUUCGCGGCUGCUACAAAUCUUGAUAAACCUGUUCGCAGCGUCCAAAGGCCCGGAUAUCUUCAAUCAGUCUGAAUGGGGCGCAGGAAGGAUGUGUCACCUCUGGAUCAAAGUCACAGACACCGGCUGCGGCAUGACUGAAGAUGAGCAAAAGAAUCUGUUCUCAAGGUUUACGCAGGCAUCGCCGCGCACCCACGUAAAAUAUGGGGGCUCCGGGCUCGGCUUAUUCAUCUCGAAAUCACUCACAACGCUGCUAGGUGGGGGAAUAGGUGUAGCCUCUGCGGCUGACGUCGGCUCUACAUUCGCGUUUUUUGUAGGCACACGGCUAGCUGAACCACCCGCGGAUCAUGUUGUUGGGCGUGCAUCUCAAGAAACCUCGCUCGUUGAUCGCACAUGUGAUUACCAGAUCGCCAUGAAUUCAGUCAAACUCAACGUACUCAUUGUGGAAGAUAACCUGGUGAACCAAAGGGUUCUAAAGAAACAGCUAGACAAAUGUGGGUGGACAGUCCAUGUGGCAGGAAACGGGCAAGAGGCGCUCGACUGGUUGAAACGCAGCAUUUUCUGGCGCAACGAACACGAAGCCGUUGAUGGCAUUGAGUUCAAGGAGGACUGCCAACCAAAAGCCGAAUUGGAUAUCAUACUCCUUGAUAUCGAGAUGCCGAUCAUGGAUGGUCUAACUUGCGCGCGGCGUAUCCGAGAGUACGAAAAGCGAGGCCUACUAGGACUUCCCCCAUCCGCUUCAGGGCAACAAGGACCUUUACCUUCAGAUGAACGGUCAGCUCCGAUACAAAAUCAGAAAUUUCGGCUGCCUCUUCUUGCUGUCAGUGCGAACGCACGCGUCGAGCAGAUCCAGGAAGCCGUGGCCGCAGGCAUGGAUGAUGCGAUAACGAAACCUUUUCGCAUUCCAGAGAUAUGGCCUAAAAUAACAAGCUUGAUACCCAGAUUGUCAAGCACGGGAGAAGGGAAGCGUAGAUGA